UUUCAACACAACCAACACCGCAACGAUGCCGUCUUUAGAAGAGCCACAGGAGAGUGGCACGAACCAACUUGUUGCCCCAGAACCAGAGCACUGUCCAGGUCCAGAGUCCCAGCAAGCUGGACAAGGGGAUGCAUGUCAAACAUGUCCAAACAAAGAGAUAUGCGCUUCGGCACCCAAGGGACCUGAUCUAGAUAUCCCCGCCAUAACAGAGAGGCUGUCAGACGUGAAGCACAAGAUAUUAGUCCUCAGCGGCAAAGGCGGCGUAGGCAAAAGCACCCUCACAGGCCUCCUCGCACACGCAUUCGCAAAUAAUCCCGACUCGACAGUCGGCGUACUCGACCUCGAUCUCACCGGCCCCUCCAUGCCCAAAAUGAUGGGCGUCGAAAGCGAAACCAUCCACAUAUCCUCCGCAGGCUGGUCGCCUGUUUACGUCCUCGACAACUUGUCCCUCAUGUCUAUCCAAUUCAUGCUGCCGAGCCGCGACGACGCGAUAAUAUGGCGCGGAGCGAAGAAAAAUGGGUUGAUCAAGCAGUUUCUGCGGGAUGUAGAUUGGGGAGAUUUGGAUUUCUUGCUGUGUGAUACGCCGCCGGGGACAAGCGAUGAGCAUCUGAGUGUUGUGCAGCUGCUGAAGGAGAGUGGGAUUGAUGGCGCGGUGGUGGUUACCACCCCACAGGAGGUGGCGCUGCUGGAUGUCAGGAGGGAGAUACAGUUUUGCAUGAAGACGGGGAUUAAGAUUUUGGGACUGGUGGAGAAUAUGAGUGGGUUUGUUUGUCCGAAUUGUACUUUUGAGAGUCAGAUUUUUCAGGCUACAACAGGCGGUGGUAGAGCGUUGGCAAAAGAAAUGGGAAUCCCGUUUCUAGGGUCAGUGCCUUUGGAUCCUAGGAUAGGAAUGGCAUGCGAUUAUGGAGAGAGCUUCUUCGACUCUUUCGCGGACAGCCCGGCAUGCAAAGCAUUGAAGUGUGUCGUUAGGGGUUUGGCAUCCCAGCUCAAGCUAGACAACGAACAGGUCAUUCCUGACGAAGAACCUUGAAGCAAAAGGUUUAUCAGCAGUUGAUGCUUUCCUCCUCUGCGUGAUUCCUUUGCUUAUGGGCACUUCUCUCGAUGCACCUCAACAUUAAACAAAUGGAUCAGCGAGAUGCAUAGUCUUUGAGAUGUUAAGCUGAAUACAAAUACGGGUGGGAGGUUUGGCAGGGAUGAAGUCUCCGGAGCAGGCAACGUUGGCCUAGGGAGCACGUUUUUGCAAAGUCUCACAAGCCUUGCAGUGGCGCUGUCGUGUUAGAGAGUGGAAGAUAGAUGAUUCAUGGGUUCCCAAUGGUAUCAAACACGGGGAGCUUAAGACCUGAGAGAUGCGAGGGCGAGAGUUGACAAGGCGAGGUUGAAGAUUCAGAAUGUCCGAAGACUUUGGCGACAAUUUGAAAACAUUGACAUAAUUUCAAAAGAGGUGAACUUCCU
This is a messenger RNA of Hyaloscypha bicolor E, 1452 nucleotides long. Its product is annotated as cytosolic Fe-S cluster assembly factor nbp35. Gene Ontology annotation, cellular component: cytosol. Gene Ontology annotation, molecular function: 4 iron, 4 sulfur cluster binding; ATP binding; ATP-dependent FeS chaperone activity. The record is from RefSeq and is a predicted model, not a curated record. The transcript has 3 exons. The coding region runs from base 26 to 1030 and encodes 334 amino acids. Gene Ontology annotation, biological process: iron-sulfur cluster assembly. Lineage: Eukaryota; Fungi; Ascomycota; Leotiomycetes; Helotiales; Hyaloscyphaceae.